Molecule: messenger RNA, 3384 nt
Organism: Formica exsecta
Lineage: Eukaryota; Metazoa; Arthropoda; Insecta; Hymenoptera; Formicidae
Product: odorant receptor 13a-like
Exons: 7
Coding region: 1674-2888 (404 amino acids)
Biological process (GO): sensory perception of smell; detection of chemical stimulus involved in sensory perception of smell
Cellular component (GO): plasma membrane
Molecular function (GO): olfactory receptor activity; odorant binding
Source: RefSeq, a predicted model, not a curated record
UACCGUGCUAUGUGCGAUCUUGAAUGGUAUACAUUGGAGUCGUGUAAGGCAAAAAAUAUUAUUUUAUUAAUGUUACUAGCCAAGGAACUUUUACGCAUUACUGCAGGAAAAGUUCUACCAUUAACAAUGACCACUUUUUGCAGCGUAAGAUUAUUAAUAAAUGUAUCUGUAAUUCAAUGUAUCUUCCUUUCUCUGCUAAGUUUUUUAACAAAUAUUUAAUAAGAAUAUUUUUUAAGUGUUACAAUUUUUUUAGUAUUAAAUUUUUACAGCAAGAGAGACUAUUCUCUCCUCUAUCUACGUAAAUAUAAAAAAUUAUUGUUACAAAUAUAAAUGAAAAAGCGCAUAAAGAAUAUAAACAUAUAUUUCUGUUAAACAUUAAUUCUUCUUUUGUAGAAUCUCUUAUCUUGAUUAAAGAUAUAUAUUAUUUACAGUUAUUAAAAACAUUGGCUAGCUAUGUAUCUUAAAUACUAGCAAUGUGGAAUUAAGAGUUCAUAUAAUAAUAUAUUAUUAUUCAGUUAUUCAAGAAAAUGAGAAUUGAAUUAGUAUUACUGCAGAAAUAAAGUUUUAAAUUCUUUACAUCUCAAUGUAUGAUAUUUAUUGUAAAAGUAUUAUCAUGUGAUUAUGUGACACGAGAUAGUGUCAACGGCAGAAACAUUCCGAAAAGAAAUUGAGAUUCGUGUGUUUCCUUCUUUUCGAUCUGAAGAAAGCAAAUCUAUUCUUCAAAUUUUUUCUUUUCUAUUCAUAUGUUUACUGUGUAUAUGAACAUAGAAAAUUUAGAAAAAUAAUUACAGAUUUUUGUUUGUAUCUUACCGAAUCUCAAUUUUGUGAGCUGCAUUCAUAAGAUGAAUUACGUGGAUACUACAAUUGGAGUUUUAUCAAUGUCGGUUUUCGCAGCAGUGGCGCAACUUUCGAUAUGCAGAAAACAGGUCGUAUUAUUUUGUACUUGAUAAUGAUGAUGUGUCCAAACAAUUUAUAUUAUGCAAUAAAAUUGCGAUUUUACAGUCUUUUAGGCAGAUCUUACCAAGCGAAAAACAUGAACGAAAUAUCGGAGGAGAUGAGAAUGGAGCUCGGAAUAAGAAGACAUGCGCGAAAAACUUCAAUAUUGUAUAUAAGUGUACUUCAUUGACGCUAAAGACAAUUAUGUAUAUAAUACAUACAUACAUACAACUAUGUAUAUAGUCCACUCGAUCCGAUAUACAUGUGUCAUAUCAACGCAUAUACCUUUGCAAUAAAUAUUCAAAAAAUACGCGUAAGAACGUGUAAUGCGAUGCCUUUUUUUCUUGUUAACUGCAAUUUCUCUGUGUUCUCGCGUGUUCGCUAUAUAAAAAUCCAUUAAAAAUGCAUUUACGUGCCAAUGUUUUUUGCUCCGUACACGUGCGUAGCAAGGUACGAAAAAACUUUUAAAAAGUUCGGCGAAUAAUGUGACAUAAUAUUUCUUAUUUUUCCAUCGUAUUAGACGUUAAUACUUUUUAUGACAUAUUCUUAUACCUGUAAAGUUUUGUUACAAAACCGACGAUUGUAAUCGCCUGAGAGGGAGAGCAGUUUUAAUAUUUAAUGCAUCCCUCGAUGAGAAGCAGCAGGUUGUUAUACUCGCAUUGUGAGCAUGCGUGACGAGAAUUUUUUGCCAUAGAUCGGCGAAAAUUGGAAUAGAGUUCCGAGCAUUAGUCUUCGCCAUGGACGCUUCCGAAUAUUAUUCCCGUUACAGAGAUUUUGAGUGGGCCGUGGAAUUAAAUCGAUUCGGUCUGAAACUGGUCGGUUUAUGGCCCAAAACGAACGAAGUAGCUAAGAAUAACUACGCGUCCGAUCUUCGCGUAGGCAUAAUUUUUGUUAUAAUAACGUUCGUCUCCGGUAUUCCUCUCAUAUGCUCCCUUGUACAAGUUUGGACCGAUAUGAUACUCGUGAUAGACAAUUUACAGAUUACGUUACCCCUGAUGUUGGUCUCAUUGAAACUUGUUAUCAUUAGAUGGAAACGAACAGCUGUCUUAUCCAUCGUGAGGAUGAUGGCAGAAGACUGGAUGGCGCCGAAAAUAGACGCGGAGAGGGACGUGAUGGUGAAGCGUGCGCGGACCGCACGGCUUUUCGUGAUUUGCGGAUACGUUCUGAUGAUAUUCGCGUUCAUCACGAUUAUCGUUCUUCCUUGCUUCGGUCUGCCCUUUAGACGCUUAACAAAUCUCACGGAUCGGGACAGACCGUUGCCGCUGCAGACGUAUUACUUUUACGAUACGGAUAAGAGUCCGCAGUUUGAGUUGACACUUCUUAUUCAAGCCACGACGAUCUUCUUGGCGGCUGUAACUUACACGUCGGUGGACGCUUUCCUCGGACUCGUGAUUCUCCACAUUUGUGGUCAGCUGGAGAACUUUAGACGCCGAUUAAUCAGCCUGGCCUUGCGCAAAGAUUUCAACUGCGCUCUACGCAACAACGUGAUCGCUCAUCUGCGGCUCAUCAGAUUUGCCGAUAAAAUGGAGAAUACAUUUGCCUUAAUGAUGUUGAGUCUAGUAUUCUAUUUUGGUAUCGUAUUUUGUCUAUAUGGAUUCCUGUUGCUCAGUGUGGUCACUAACGCAGAAAAUAAUGUCUCUUUCUCGCGAGUAGGCUACGUGAUAGUCGGUGUCGUUACUCUAUUAGCGCAUACCUUUCUCUACUGCGGUGCUGGAGAAAUUAUAACAGAACAAUGCGAGGCAGUCUAUCGCGCUAUGUGCAAUCUUGAGUGGUACAGAUUGAAACCAAAAGAGGGAAGAACCCUGAUUUUACUAAUGAUACGAGCCAGCGAACCUUUCCGCAUCACCGCGGGAAAAAUAUUUCCAUUAACGAUGACCACAUUCUGCAGUUUAUUAAAAACGUCGGCCGGUUAUGUAUCGUUUCUACUAGCAAAUCGCGAAAUUGAAGCGUGAGAAAAAUUACAUUAUUUUUUUCAGAAAUUGAAAGAGAAUAAAUAGUAAUAUAUUUUCGAUGAGUUAAUAUUAUGACCAAAAACUGAUGACUAUAUCGGUAAGAGAGAGAAAGAAAGAGAGAGAAUGUAGAAUUAAUUUGUUUAAAUUAAAUUAAUGUAAAAGUAAUAUUUUCCAAAUAUUUAUAUGUAUUUAGUAUUCCCACCCACAAAAAGCUAAUUGUGAGAUAUUUCUUUCUAUUAGUUCGCGUAAGUAGAACUAAUCAAUAAUAUGAGAGACGAAGAUGUGUUUUACGUAUAAUAAGUUUAUUAGAUUAAAAAACAUGAUAAUUAUAAAUUAACGAUAUGUAAUACAAUCUAUGCGUCUAAAUUUAAAAAAUCUUCAAAGUAUAUAUAAUAAUUUAAUAAUAAUGUUCUUAUUAUGUUUAUCGAAGGGCAACAAUCACAUCUAUUUUUGAUAAGAUAACUGUGUAAUUUACAUAUCUAUUAUAUUAUAUUUA